This is a messenger RNA of Lobosporangium transversale, 255 nucleotides long. RefSeq lists its product as hypothetical. Bases 1 to 255 code for a protein of 84 amino acids. The record is from RefSeq and is a predicted model, not a curated record. NCBI's taxonomy places the organism in Eukaryota, Fungi, Mortierellomycota, Mortierellomycetes, Mortierellales, Mortierellaceae. The transcript has 3 exons.
AUGGCGCGUCGUCGCGUUUGCAUAAUUCCAGCAGGUAAAAAUGAUAGUUCACAACCAACAUCACAUUCACUAUGGCAUGGCAUUUAUCAAGAAAUUAUCAACUUGACUGACACCGAUGACGAAGGACUCUACAAUGAUCUCAAGGCUCAGAAAGCCGUUAAUGAGGUCGAAGCCGAGGGUAAAGACGACAACGAUGUCGUCCUUCGAGAUUCUGAGCACAAAGGUGGCUUUUCUAACACCUAUGACUCAUUAUGA